Messenger RNA from Neohortaea acidophila, 4596 nucleotides. RefSeq names its product putative ABC transporter. Gene Ontology annotation, cellular component: membrane. Gene Ontology annotation, molecular function: ABC-type transporter activity; ATP binding; ATP hydrolysis activity. Bases 24 to 4493 code for a protein of 1489 amino acids. The transcript has 2 exons. The record is from RefSeq and is a predicted model, not a curated record. Lineage: Eukaryota; Fungi; Ascomycota; Dothideomycetes; Mycosphaerellales; Teratosphaeriaceae. Gene Ontology annotation, biological process: transmembrane transport.
GCACUACCCAGCAUGGCUGAUUCAUGGCUGCAGCCUGCUUACCGAGCCUUAUCGGACGAAUCUCCAGCGGGGGGACGAACACAAGACGCCGGCGUAGAGGAGAUUGUUCACGCGACACAACAACCCCCAUCAACAUGCCUUGCCCCCUCGAGGCCGACAACGCCUUUGGACCGGCCGUGGGCGGAGGCUGUCGCGAUGACUUCGACUUCACCCUCUUGUUUGAGCAGUCCUUCUUCCAGUUGGCCCCGUGUGCCCUCCUGCUCCUCCUCGUCCCCAUUCGCGCCUCUCAGCUCCGCAAGCAGGGCGUGAAAGUGCUUCGGAAUGGCCUGCAAAGCGUCAAGCAGCUGGCCAUCUUGCUCCUCGCCUGCACCCAGCUGGCGCUGCUCGUCUUAUGGGCUCUAACGCCCAUGUAUCGCACUAAAGCCUCCAUCCCUGCUGCUGUGCUCUCCUUCUUGGCCUCUCUGGCUUUACUGUACCUGUCAGCUUUAGAGCACACUCGCACCGUCCGCCCGAGCUCUCUCAUCAACUUCUACGUCCUCUUCUCGCUGCUGUUCGACAUUCCUCAGACGAGAACACUAUGGCUCCGUCGUGGCCCUCGAGCAUUGCCUGCAUUGUUCACUGCCGGCGUCGCCGCAAAGGCUGUGGUCCUGUGUCUGGAGGCAAAGACCAAGAGGCGGGCUCUAUUCCCCGCAUACAAGCUGUACCCACCGGAAGCGCUCGUGAGCCUUUAUGACCGCACUUCCAUGUGGUGGCUGAACCCCAUGUUCUGGUCGGGAUACAAGGGAAUCCUUUCCAUCGAUAAGCUCUAUCCCAUCGAUACGGAUCUGCACUCUGAGAAUGUUGAGUCGUCUUUCCAGCAAAGGCGCGCUAAACAAACGAAAACCCGCAAGUGGUCCGUAUCCUGGGCCGUGUUCCAUAGCAUCAGGAUGACAUUCCUCGCCAUGGUCGCCCCGAGACUUUGUCUCAGCGCCUUCAAGCUCUGCCAACCUUUGCUCAUCAACCGCCUAACCUCGCUCCUGAGCGAGGGCGUACACGGUCAGAAUGUCAACUAUGGUCGCGGCUUGAUCGGAGCUGCAGCCUUGGUCUACAUUGGACUUGCCAUCACCACCGCUCUUUAUCAACGUGCAAUGGAUCGAAUGGUUACGAAGAUCAGGGGCAUCAUCGUAUCGACAGUCCACAGCAAGUCGCUGACAUUGAGUUCUGCUCAAUUAGCAGACAACACUGCCCUGACUCUCAUCAGCGCGGACGUCAACAGAAUCUGCAUGUCCUUGAAGCAGAUUGAUGUGCUCAUUGCCACGCCAAUAGAGAUUACGGUCGCCAUGUACUUGCUCGAGCGCCAGAUUGGCGUUGCCUGCGUAGCACCUGUGGCUAUCACCGUUGCCACCGCAAUCCUCAACUUCUUCAACGUCAACAAUGCCAUACCCAUGCAGAAAGGGUGGCUCAAGGCUGUUUCUGACCGGGUUGCAUUUACCUCUUCCGUUCUAGGGUUCCCCAAAAGCUUCAAGAUGCUUGGGCUGACGGCCUACUUCACCGAUCGCAUCCAGAGCAUGCGCGUUACCGAGCUUGCGAAGUAUGCCCAGUAUCGAAAAUACAUUACUUUUCGCAAUCUGUUGGGCGAAUUGCCGGACGUCUUCGCUCCGCCAUUGACACUCAUGAUGUUCACUUUGCUGAAGGGCGGACGAGCCUUGAACCCAACGAUCGCCUUCACCACACUUGCACUUGUGUCGCUUCUUGCGACACCGAUUGAACAGCUCAUUCAUGGAGUUCCACAGCUGCUGACCGCCCUCGCAAGUCUUGAAAGAGUGGAAAGUUUCCUUCUUCUCGACGAAAGCAGCUGCAGUCGUCUUCUGGAGCCUACCAUUCGCCAUGAACCGACAGCUUUUGGCAGCGAUACUGGAGGCGAAGCUAUUGAGCUCAGCGUCCUUGCCCCGACCAAAGCCCCGUCGCACGAUUCCCAAUAUGUGGUACGAAUUGAACGUGGCGCAGCCAUACUGGGCGCAGAAGGCAAGCACGUGCUCAAGGACAUAGAUUUGCGACUCAUACCCGGCGAAUGUCACAUGGUCAUCGGCCCUGUCGGCAGUGGCAAGUCUACCCUCCUGGCAACCAUUAUCGGAGACAUUGCCCUGUCCAGUGGCCGUCGUGAGGUCCUCGCGGGGAUCCAGAGCUUUGCUUUCUGCUCUCAAGAUCCGUGGCUGCCCAAUGACACUGUCCAAAACUUGAUCGUCGGACAAUCAGAUCUCGACCAAGACUGGUACAACACCGUCACCUCAGCCUGCGCCUUGCGGACAGACAUCCGUGCGUUCCCCAACGGAGACAACACGCUCGUCGGCACCAAAGGCGUUUCCCUCAGUGGCGGACAACGCCAGCGCAUCGCUAUUGCCAGGGCAUUGUACGCUCGAAAGCAGGUCCUGGUUGCGGAUGACGUACUCUCCGGCUUGGACGCAGGUACUUCGCGGCAAGUUUUUACCCAGGUUUUCGGGGCCCGUGGGCUGUGCAAAUCGCAAGGGAUGACUGUCGUGCUGGCAACGCAUGCUCAGAAGUACCUACCAGAGGCCGAUUACAUUGUUGCCCUUGGCGAAGAAGGCAACAUCGUCGAACAGGGAACGUGGAGGAGCUUGAAUGCCACUCGCGGUUAUGUCCACAAACUCAGUGUCAAGGGAACUCUAUCCGAAAGUGACGAGGAGUCCGAUGAGCCUCCUACUACAAUGACGACUCUUCCGACAGCGCCGGCGAAAGUGCCAAUCACACAAGCAGACCUUGCCCGGAAGACCGGCGACGUGAGUGUGUACAGAUACUACUUACGAUCUAUUGGCCCCACACUGGGAUCGACGGUAGGAAUCUGCGCCGUGCUGUUUGCCUUUGCAACCCGAUUUCCUGGCAUUUGGGUCAAAUUCUGGAGCGAAGCGGAAGUCUCGAGUCGUCAUCCACAGCCUCUUGGUUUCUGGCUUGGGGUUGCUUUCUCGCUCGCCGGCCUCGCGAUGGCUUCCAGCGGCCUGCAGAUGUGGGCAAUGCUAGUGUGGUCUGUUCCCAGGAGUAGCGCACGGCUCCACAAGCAGCUCCUUGACGCGGUCAUGCACGCCAAGUAUUCCUUCUUCGUCAACACGGACGCCGGCGUCACCUUGAACCGAUUCUCCAACGACAUGGCUCUUAUUGAAGGGGAGCUUGUCGGGGCGGUGUUGAUGUUCGUGCCUGCCUUUUGCAUGCUUCUUGCAAGCGGAGCAAUCAUUGUAUCUGGCGCUCAGUACGCUGCGGCAACAAUGCCGUUCAUUCUCCUCGCGCUAUACGGCAUCCAACGAGUGUAUCUUCGUACUUCUCGGCAAUUACGAUUCCUUGAGCUGGAAGCACAGGCACCACUACUCACACAUUGCUCCGAGACGCUCGCCGGAGUCGUGACGAUCCGAGCAUUUGGCUGGCAACAUCAAUCGCAUCAGCGAUGCCUGAGUCUGCUGGACAAGUCGCAACGCGCCUACUACUUGAUGCUCUGCAUUCAGCGAUGGCUGACCCUGAUAUUGAAUUUCAUCACGGCUGCCGUCGCGAUCAUUGUGGUCUCCAUGGCCAUGACGCUACCAUCAACAUCCAGCGCCGGGUCCAUUGGUGUCGCAUUGUUGUCUGUUCUGAGCUUUACCUUCUACAUGAGCUUCACUGUCAAAGCCUGGACGGCCCUGGAGACGUCGUUGGGCGCGGUGGCGAGAUGCAAGAAUUUUGAAGCUACUACCGAGUCGGAAGACCGGGCGGAAGAAUGCCACGUCCCUGACUCGACAUGGCCUGCCAAUGGCGAUGUUGUCAUCAAGAAUCUCAACGCAUCUUACAACGAGGAUAACCAGCAGGUGCUGAAAGACAUCUCAUUGUCGAUCAAAGCGGGCGAGAAAGUCGGCAUCUGCGGUCGCUCGGGAAGCGGCAAGAGUAGUCUGCUCCUGACCCUCUUCCGCCUGCUGGAUUACUCCUCCGGCAGCAUUGCGGUCGAUGGUCUGGACCUAUCCACCGUCCCUCGCCAAACAAUCCGACAAUCAUUCGCAGCUCUGCCACAAGAAGCGCUAGUAUUCCCCGGCACGCUCCACGCCAACCUCGAUCCCUUGGGAAAGACAGACAUCGCAGAAGCCGAGCUCGCACUGCAGAAAGUCGGCCUCUUCGACCUCGUCAGCCAACGCGGCGGGCUAGACGUCGAAAUGGCGUCUCUCGGAUUGUCACAAGGGCAGCUGCAGCUCUUCGCCGUGGCGCGGGCACUGGUGCGGAAGUCGAAGCUGCUCGUCGUGGAUGAAAUGACGAGCUCGGUGGACGCGGUGACGGAGGAGAAGAUGACGCGGCUGAUUCGCGAGGAGUUUCGUGAGAGCACUGUUAUUGCUGUUGCGCAUCGACUGACGACAAUUGUGGAGUUUGAUAAGAUUGUAGUUAUGGAUGCUGGGAGGGUGGUGGAGAGUGGAUCGCCGCGGGAGCUUUUGGGUAGGCAGGGUGGUGCUUUCAAGGCGAUGUGGGAGAAGGGUGAACAGCAGUGAAUUUGGAGGCAAUGUUUUCAUGUGUCUUGGGGGAGGUUAUGUAGCCUUGAUUGGCUUCGUUAGGAGCUCCGUAUAUCCUCGCCAUUCGAGCUGCUUACUCCAA